AUGUAUCGGAAGUUGUCUAAGUUAGAACACUCGGAAAUAAAACAACUUCUUACAGAAGCUAACAUAGAUGUUGCAAAACAUUACGCGACAAACAAAAAAUCACUCGCUGACUUCAUUAAAGACUACAAUGGUGAAAUAAGUUAUGAUAGAAUUCAUGAGUUCAUAAAGCCGCAACGCGGCGAGGACGAAGUCCAUGCAAGAGCAUUUCCUUUAAAUGACGUUGCUAUUGACUUAUAUCAUAGACGUUCAGUAUCUCAUGAAGUAAGGCGUGAAAUGUUUGACAUAACAAAUGCAAACGUUGGUGAAACAAGAAGAAGAGACGACACACUGAAACAACAGAGAAGAGAGAUGUUUAAAAGUGCUAUAGAACAAGUUCGCAAAGCUAACGAUGUCAUUCGUUCCAUUGACGACAAACCAAAAGAAGGUGAGAGAUGGUUAAAGAAAGAUGAAGAGAAUAGGAAGAGAAAUGUGAAGUCAGGCAAUAGACUCAUUGACUUUAACAUCGAAGCUUUUGAUGAACCAAACAGAGAAUAUUUACACAAACAUUUCGGUAAGGUUUUCAUGAGACUCUUAGAGAAGAUUAAAAUAAACUCACAACAGAGAUGGAUGGUAUGUUAUAAACUUGGUGGAAAGUAUGAAUGUUCUACGUUAAACCUCAAUAAUAUUGGAACAUUACUACAUCAGCUCUUGAAGGAGAACUUUAUAUCAGAGAUAGAAGCAAAUGCUGCAGGUAUUGUUGAAAUGCACUAUGACUUCUUCUUGACAAACAUAAAGAAUCUUACCGAAAUAAAGAUGUAUGAUUUAACAGA
Trichomonas vaginalis G3 is the source of this 809-nucleotide messenger RNA. Its product is annotated as organellar and viral DNA polymerase type B. The annotation marks the transcript as partial. NCBI's taxonomy places the organism in Eukaryota, Parabasalia, Trichomonadida, Trichomonadidae. The transcript has a single exon. The record is from RefSeq and is a predicted model, not a curated record.